GAGAACCCGAGAGCAAACUUGACUGAGAUAAAUAAAAAGUUAGGAUUUAUGUUGAAAGAACUUCCAGAGGAGGAAAGACAACGGUAUAAGGCUGAAGCUGAUAAAAGAAAAAUUAAACAUUCAAUUUUAAACCCUGGAUUUGUUUACCGUCCAAAACGAAAAAGGUCGGUAGAAAACGUUUUUACAAAU
Molecule: messenger RNA, 189 nt
Organism: Helobdella robusta
Lineage: Eukaryota; Metazoa; Annelida; Clitellata; Rhynchobdellida; Glossiphoniidae
Exons: 1
Source: RefSeq, a predicted model, not a curated record